AUGACAGUCGGUGAUCAAAGGCUUUAUUCGGGGUUUAUUGAGAUCACCAUCCAGGAUGAUCCCCGGGCGCUCCUCCCCCUGCUCAAAUCCCAGCUGCCUUAUUCGAUUCCUCUCCUCCGCCGUCUGCAGCACAACCUGGCAUUCCCGUCAGAGACGGCCAGACUGCUGACGACAUUCCCAGGGGUCAAGCCUCCCUCCGGACCAUGGCUGGCUGCGUAUGUGGAUCUUCCACGUGGGCGAGAGACGCAGAUGACCGUCUAUUCGAGUCUCGAGCGGGAGUCUGUCGAUGACGACAAGGAUCCUGCUGUCAUCUCCACUCUCCACGCUCCCCCCGAAACUCUAGCGCUCGCUCGCGCCCAACUAUUGGCCUUAUUCUCGUAUAUCAAGACGACCUUGUUGCCGGGGUACCUGGCCUCUCUUACUGCCCCAAGCGUAGCUCCUCGUCCUCCCAACGCGCCGGGUCAGGUGCCGCCCCCCCCGCCGCAGGCCUUUCUCGUCGGCAACCUGCAUACUGGCCUCAUGGCCCUGCUCAAGAAGUCGGGGAUUUAUACGGACCCGGAGCCGGUACCAGGUAUCCACAUCCACCGUUACGAUAAUCCCCCAUAUGUCAAGUACCUAUUUCGGAAUGUGCACUCGCUCUCAGAGAGAUUAGAUGCAGGACUACCACCCGGGUAUCGGCUCUAUGACCAGCAAGGGCGGACGGGAGUCCUCCCGCACCAUUACUCGCUGGUGCGUAGCCGGACGCAUCUGCCUCGCUCGGACGAGACCCUGUCCAGAAUCCCCGGAGUGGCUGUGUAUGUUGAUCGACCUCUGGAGGGGGAGGAGACACCCAUCGCAUGGGUCUUUCUCGGCCUUGAUGGGAGUUUGGCGACGUUGUUCGUUGAGCCCGGGCAUCGCGGCAAGGGAAUCGCUGAAGCGCUUUCCCGCGAGGUAAUGCGGCAUGGGAUGGCGCAAGGAGGGAUCUGGCGGGAGGUUGGCGAAGAAGGCGAGGUAUGGGUUCAUGCGAAUGUGCUUGCAACGAACGGGGCCAGUAGGCGGGUUCUGGAGAAGCUGGGAGGGAAGGUCGGGUGGACGAAUACGUGGACGGUGGUCGAGUUGCAGAGCUGA
Molecule: messenger RNA, 1107 nt
Organism: Aspergillus viridinutans
Lineage: Eukaryota; Fungi; Ascomycota; Eurotiomycetes; Eurotiales; Aspergillaceae
Product: GNAT family N-acetyltransferase
Exons: 1
Coding region: 1-1107 (368 amino acids)
Molecular function (GO): acyltransferase activity, transferring groups other than amino-acyl groups
Source: RefSeq, a predicted model, not a curated record